UAUUUAUCGAUAUCAGAUUAGCUCCUGCUUGAUAUUUUUAUUGAUUACAGAUGGUUACAUUUAUUGAUAUUGUAAUAUAGUACAAUGCCACUGCGUCCUGUAGGUUAUUCUUUGAAACUUUAAAGUGACACGGUUCUAACUGAAACCAGCGUGACGUUCCGUGUACCUUACCUUUACGAGCUGAUUUUGUUUUACGAGAGUGUCUUGAGGCGAACUUUGGCUUCUUCCUUAUUAAUUUGUGUAAUACUACCAAGUUAUUUCAUGUUAAUUUGUUAUCUUAAUGUAUUAAUUGGCCGCGGAAGUGAUUUCGCUGUUUAGAACUGCAGGAGUAAACAUGUCUUCCAAAGGUCAAACAACAGGCAAAGAUCCAAAACUACCAAAAAAAGAGGUGAUGGUGACACGCCACAAGUCAGCCCAGAUGAAGCGCCAACUACGAACCAAAGAUCGGAGCAUGAAACACAUAACUGACCUUCUCAAAAGCCCAACGAAGGAAACCCCGACCAAAACUGCACCGGUAAAGAAGAAGCCGUCACCCAAAGCCAAACAAUCAUUGCUACAAAGCGUACAAAAGAUACAGAAUCUACCGCAAAAGACUUUCAAACUGUCAAAAGUUCUGCGUAAAGAGAUAUUACUUGCGCAAGAUGAGGAGUACCACCCAAAUAAGAGGAAACGGAAGCUGACAGUUAAUAAAGUGGUGUUAAAGCCGAAGCCUAAUAUGAAGGUAGUUGGGGAAAUAGCUGGGUCUGUUAAGAGGAAGUAUGCAGUUCCACUUAAGGCCUACGACAAACCUGGUCAACCACAGCCUCACACAGACUCCGCUGUGCUGUCAGCGGAGUGUGUGAAGCUGAGCAUGGCAGAAGCCAUCCAGAUCAUGGACGAGCAGCUGACGGACGAGGACCUGAUGGAGAUCCUGACCUGCCCCAGCCCGGUUUGGUGGGAGGACCCGCCCGAUGAAGACUAUAUUGAAGAGGCACUUUUCACCAGGUCUCCUCCUGUCGCUGAAUCGAAUGAUCGUCCUGCAACCACAUCACCAAUGGAAGUGGACGCAGAUGAAGAUGAAACUGGUACAGGUAAAAUUAUCCCAAUACCUAAUCUGAGUGCUAAAAACGAUAAGUUUCUGAAGAAAAGAUCUAAGCUUGAAGAUUUACUGGGCAAUAUUAAAGAUAAAAGUAAUAAGCAAAAGGCAAAAGCAAGCAAUGAAGAUGUUAUGGUAAUCUGCUCAAAUUAUCGUGCUAAUAAUGAGAUUAAAAAAGAUGUGGCUAGUAAUGAAAUUAAAGAUGUGGAUAAUAAUGAAAUUAAAGAUGUGGCUAGUAAUGAAAUUGAGGAAGAUGUGGCUAUUAAUGAAAGUGAAGAUAUGGCUAGUAAUAAAAUUGAAGAUGUGGAUAAUAAUGAAAUUAAAGAUGUGGCUAGUAAUGAAAUAGAAGAUGUGGCUAAUAAUGAAAGUGAAGAUGCGGCUAAUAUUGAAUUUGAAGAAGAUGUGGCCAAUAAUGAAAUUGAAGAUUUGUCUAAUAAUGAAAGUGAAGAUGUGGCUAAUAAUGAAUUCGAAGAAGAUAUGGCUAAUAAUGAAAUUGAAGAAGAUGUGGCUAAUAAUGCAAUUGAAGAUGAGGCUAAUAAUGAAAGUGAAAAAGACGUGCCUAAAAAUAAAGAAAAAACAGAAAUGAAAUUGUCUGAAUCUGAUGAUGAAAUCAUAUUGCAUAAUAGCAGUAUGAAUGAAGAUGAAUUGCUAAAGGAUUUGGAAAAUAUGGAUAUUCCUAUAGCCGAUGAUGUGAUAGUUAUAGAUGAUGAUGAUGAUUUUUUAGAGAAGCCAAGUGAAAAUACAGCACAAGAAAGUAAAAAGGAAGAUAAUGAAAUAACAAUUACUAGUGAUACUAAUAAAGAAUCAAGUAAAGAUACAGAUAAUUCAAAAGAAGAAGUGCCAAAUAACUUACCAGCGCUACAAAAGUGUAACUUAAGUGAAGAUAUAGCAUCCCCAAAGUCUUUAGAUAGCUUAAGUUCCAAAUCAAGUGUUGUUUCAUCUAGUAAAGACAUUGAUAGCAUAUCUGAUACUAACGUAAGAUUUCUUAUAGAAGAUGAAGAUGAGAAAAAUAAAAUGGUUACCCACGACAAUGAGACAAAUAAAUGCAAUAAUAAUGAAUCAAUUGCAUCAGAUAAAGAAGCGAUUAAUGAUAUUGAUAAUGUAACAGUUUAUAAAAUAAUUGAAGAAAUUAGUGAUACAACGGAUAUUAAUAACGAUAAUGAAAAAGCUAUCCCAAACGAUAAUAUACUCAACGUAGUUGACGCGAAACUUAAUGAUUAUUUUAAGAAGUGCAAAAAAAUUAAUCAAAAAAAGAUAAAAAAGGAAACGGAUAUUAAUAAAAACGAAAUGGCGCAGAAUGGAGAUGCAGAUUUUUCGACAGUUUCUUGUGAUAAAUGCAAACCUACAUUCAAAAAGGUAUCUGAGAAUGAAAACGUCAAGUAUUGCUUGAAAUGUUCAUCGAUUUUUGACUCGAAAGACUGUACGUAUUGUAUUAAAAAAUUGAAUGGAACAUGCGUACCUUGUAAACUUAAAUUUUGCUGUGCAAAUUAUUACAAAAGUCAUACAGAGAGUUGUACUAAACUUAGGAGUAUAUGUAAAGAUGCUGAGGCUUCUGAAAAACUUGAUACACUACGGGUAUUGUUAUCCAGUUAUACCAUAAAACAUAAAUGAAUUCCAUCAAAUCUACCACUGUGUUGCCAGAAAAAUGAAACGUUCCUUUUAUAGUAAAUAUAUUGGCGAAAGAAUGCACGUAAGUAAAUAAUUUACUACUAAUUUUAAAUACAACAUUUAAAUGCUUAGUUUAAAUAAUCAGACUUAUAAAAAAAGGAGUUUUAUUAAUUUAUAUUGAAUUAUAACUAUUUUGAGGUAGAAAUGUUCGUAUUGCAAUGGUAACACUUCAGGUCUAAACAACAUUUGGUAUUCCGUUUUAAUACAAUAACAUUAUCGUCUUAAGAUGUAGUUAAAACGUGAAUUCGCUUGUC
Molecule: messenger RNA, 2997 nt
Organism: Cydia splendana
Lineage: Eukaryota; Metazoa; Arthropoda; Insecta; Lepidoptera; Tortricidae
Product: myb-like protein X
Exons: 4
Coding region: 335-2686 (783 amino acids)
Source: RefSeq, a predicted model, not a curated record